GAUAUAUUGUCUUUUCUGCGUCUGUAAAAAAUGUCGAGUAGGGGAGCUAUCUAUUUUAUUUAUAAAGCUCACGAACGGAUAAAACCUUUUGUUCAUAGAACACCUAUUAUUACUAAUUCGACCUUUAACAAUUUAAUUGGAAAAGAAGCCUUUUUUAAGUGUGAAAAUUUGCAGAAAACUGGAUCUUUUAAAGCUAGAGGAGCAUUAAAUACUAUAUUGAAACUCAAAGAGAGUAAUCCUAAUUUAAAAGGAGUUGUAGCGUACAGUAGUGGCAAUCAUGGUCUCGCUACAGCAUGGGCAUCUCGUUUGGCAGAGGUAAAGUGUUCGGUAGUUAUUUCAAAAACGACAUCUGAGUUCAAGGCCACAGCAAUUCAAGGUUAUGGAGCAGAAGUAGUAACAUGUGAAUAUGAUCCAAUAUCUAGAAUAGAAGCCUGUGAAAAAAUAGCAGCAAAAGAAGGAUAUGAAAUUAUCCAUACUUCAGACCACGAUGACGUCAUACAUGGACAGGGAACAAUCGCCGUGGAGUUAUUACAGGAAGUGCCAGAUUUAGAUGCGAUAUUGGUAUCUGCAAGUGGAGGCGGAAUGAUUUCUGGUAUAGCUAUUGCCGCUAAAUCUAUCAACAAAAAUAUAAAAAUUUUUAUGGUAGAACCUAAAGGUAAAAUGGCUGAGAAGAGCCUAAGGUCAGGCAAAAGAUGGUGGCCCAAUCCUCCACAGUUUAUAGAUACUAUUGCAGAUGGACUAAUGAGUCAACAAUUAGGCAUUCUUACAUUCCCCAUCAUCUGUAGAUUGGUAGAAAAAGAGGUUUUCACUGUUGAAAAUGAAGAUAUGAUUAAGGGAAUGGUGUUCUCUUUCCGGUAUAUGAAGAUGGUAAUAGAAGCCGCCGCUGGAGCUACAGUAGCUGCUGCCAUGUCAGAGAAGUUAAAACAGAUGGAUCCUAGUAUAAAGAAAAUCGGAGUUAUAUUAUGUGGUGGAAAUGUUGACAUGUUGAAAUUACCAUGGUACUCAUAAAAUGAAUAGACCAAAGGGUUUAAAUGUUUCUUAUAAUGUUUUAUGUAUAAUUGUGUACGAUAUGCAAUAAUAGGCAUAUCAGUGAAUAAACUGUUAUAACUACGUAUUAAUUACAAUGUAAAUGAAAACAAUUUAACCUUUAUUUCAGAUUACACGUUCUUACAAUUAAGAGUUAAAUGCUUCUUUUUGUAAUUUUAUCGGCCCGGGCCCGUUGUACAAGCGUUGAUCGAAACAUAUUUUGUAUGACGUGUGGAAGCGUUUCAGUCUAAAAAUGUGCGCACGUUCAACGCGUUUACACCCACUAUACCAUUACAAAAAGAAGAAUUCAAUUCAUAUUAUUACAUUUGUAAGCUACAACCAUGAACUUACGAGUAAAAUCAAGCCUUUCA
Mytilus californianus (California mussel) is the source of this 1397-nucleotide messenger RNA. RefSeq names its product probable serine racemase. The record is from RefSeq and is a predicted model, not a curated record. Gene Ontology annotation, molecular function: pyridoxal phosphate binding; L-serine ammonia-lyase activity; threonine racemase activity. The coding region runs from base 31 to 1008 and encodes 325 amino acids. Gene Ontology annotation, biological process: pyruvate biosynthetic process; D-serine biosynthetic process; L-serine metabolic process. NCBI's taxonomy places the organism in Eukaryota, Metazoa, Mollusca, Bivalvia, Mytilida, Mytilidae. The transcript is spliced from 9 exons.